Molecule: messenger RNA, 1096 nt
Organism: Neofelis nebulosa (Clouded leopard)
Lineage: Eukaryota; Metazoa; Chordata; Mammalia; Carnivora; Felidae
Gene: STX8
Product: syntaxin 8
Exons: 8
Coding region: 114-872 (252 amino acids)
Biological process (GO): intracellular protein transport; vesicle fusion
Cellular component (GO): SNARE complex; endomembrane system
Molecular function (GO): SNARE binding; SNAP receptor activity
Source: RefSeq, a predicted model, not a curated record
GAAACGGCAGGUUCCGGUCGCGCCCGGGCCGAACCGCGGGGUGUGAGCCGCGCGGGCCGCCGUAGUCAGCUGCCGCGAGCAGGAAGUGUCCGAAGGCGGGCGGAGACAGCGCGAUGGCCCCGGACCCCUGGUUCUCCACGUACGAUGCCACCUGCCAAAUCGCGCAAGACAUCGCCGAGAAAAUCCAACAGCAAAAUCAGCAUGGAAGAAGUGGUGAAAAUACAAUCAGGCUGACCGUGACAAUCAGAGCUUUGUUGCAGAGUCUGAAGGAAAAGAUCGCCCUUUUGAAGGACUUAUUGCUAAGAGCUGUGUCAACACAUCAGAUAACACAGCUUGAAGGAGACCGGAGACAGAACCUUCUGGAUGAACUCGUAACCCGGGAGAGGCUACUUCUGGCAUCCUUUAAGAACGAGGGGGCAGAGCCCGAUCUCAUCAGGUCCAGCCUGAUGACUGGAGGGGCUAAGCGAGGAGUACCCAACCCUUGGCUCUUCGAGGAGCCAGAGGAGACCAGAGGCCUGGGUUUUGAUGAAAUCCGGCAACAGCAGCAGAAAAUUAUCCAAGAACAGGAUGCAGGCCUCGAUGCCUUGUCCUCUAUCAUAAGUCGCCAGAAACAGAUGGGAAAGGAGAUUGGGAAUGAACUAGACGAACAAAAUGAGAUAAUUGAUGACCUCGCCAACCUGGUGGAGAACACAGACGGGAAACUCCGCACGGAGACCAGGCGUAUGAACAUAGUGGACAGAAAGUCAACAUCUUGCGUUAUUUCCUUUCUAUCUCUUUGUGAAAGGAAGAACUGUGAGAAGUUAUCUGUGAAAAAAGCGACAAACAGAAAGGACCGUUGGCCACCCUCUGCACUCUUAGAGAUUGGAAGGUAAAGCUGAAGAGACCUUCCAGAAGUUAGAACCAAAGACAAGGGAGGAUAUAUUAAUUAGAGGCUUAGUCAAGAUCCAAAUGAUAGGAAUGUCACAAUGAGAAAAUAGAAGCAAGGAAAUUUUCAAAGAGAAGAAUGCAAGAAAUUUCCCCAAAACUGAGGAACAGGAGUGACCAUAUUGAAAGAAUUCACUAGGUUCCCAGCUUAAUAAAUGGAAAAAAGACCCAU